Molecule: messenger RNA, 474 nt
Organism: Striga hermonthica
Lineage: Eukaryota; Viridiplantae; Streptophyta; Magnoliopsida; Lamiales; Orobanchaceae
Source: the annotation of a GenBank genome assembly
AUGAACAAAUCCUGCAUAUCAAGUUGCGUGAGUGACACGCGCAACCCAAUCCGCGUCAAUUACGCCAGCCUCCACAAGUGGCCGGAGUCCGAUGCCGAGUUCGUGCGGUCGGCCGCCGGCCGAGGCGGCGCACGGCCGCGCAGCCGGGUGGUCGACGGCAUUUCGUGCCGGCAGAUGUACCUCCGGAGCUACACAUUUACGAGGGAGGAGGAAGGGACGAUUCCCGAGAAGGCCGUGAAGUGCUUUGCGAGGGUGAGGGAGAGGGCGGCGGCCGCUGCCGCUGCCGCCGGGAGGAGGACGGAGGAGGAGGUGGGGCUGAGGAGACGGCGGAGGAGAAGGAGGAGGAGGAGGAGGAGGAUGGAAGGGCUGCCGGCGGCGGUUAUUGGGAGGGUGAAGAGGCUGUCGUGUGGGGCGGUGUGCUCCGUUUUCCGGCGGCUGCUGUUUUGCGCCGCCAGCGUGGAUGUUGUGGUGUGA